AUGCAUUUCACAUCCGUCACGGCACUCGCUGCCCUCUCCUCCAUCGGCGUGACCUACGCCGCGCCAUUUGCCAACUCUCAGAAAGAUAUCGCUCGCAGGGCAAACUACGACGUUGUCAAUGUUGGCGGCGAGUCCUCUAGCUCAGCCACUCCCGAAAUUGAGACUGUCACCGAAACUCUCAACUCGAUCGUGACAGCACCCGGUGCUCCUGCUGUACCUUCUACAGUGACGGUGACUGCCACGCCCUCCGUGGCUGCCACCUCGACCCCGGUCUCGCACAAUGCUCCCCCACCUGGCGCCUCUUUCAUGCCCGCACCGGGCUCUUCGUCCUUCUUCCGCCGGGGUCUGAAGGCCGCAGGUGACCCGCUCCUGUAUGCCCGCAGCUGGGCUCCUUCGUCUAGCGCUUCCCUUGCGGCUCGCUACUGGUAUCCCUCAUCCUCUCUGGCCACCCCCAGCUCCCUGGCAGCUCGUCAAUGGAGCACCUGGACUCCCUCGCUGUCCACACCCACCUCGAGCGUUGCUGCUUCCACUUCUUUGGCCGCACGCCAGUGGGGCGGUUUGUCUUCUUCGGUGGCCACUCCCACCUUGAGUGUGAUUCCUCGCACUUCUCUGGUUGCACGCCAGUGGGGCGGCUGGUCUUCCAGCAUCCCUCUGUCUUCUCCCACCUCCAGUGUGCCCGUCUCUGCUACUCCCCUGGCUGCUCGCAACUACAAUGACGACUCCUACUACUCCUCUGCUUCGAUCGCCUCUCCAUCUCUGCCGAGUGUGAGCAUUCCGGCCUCGCCUACUCCUUUUGCUCGCGGGGCUAUCCAGAGCGCUCCUAGCUCCAGCCGGUCUCUCGGGGCCUCGUCCACCCUCCUGCCGUACUAA
Messenger RNA from Penicillium argentinense, 870 nucleotides. RefSeq lists its product as uncharacterized. The coding region runs from base 1 to 870 and encodes 289 amino acids. NCBI's taxonomy places the organism in Eukaryota, Fungi, Ascomycota, Eurotiomycetes, Eurotiales, Aspergillaceae. The record is from RefSeq and is a predicted model, not a curated record. The transcript has a single exon.